Molecule: messenger RNA, 2541 nt
Organism: Paramuricea clavata
Lineage: Eukaryota; Metazoa; Cnidaria; Anthozoa; Malacalcyonacea; Plexauridae
Source: the annotation of a GenBank genome assembly
AUGACUCCUUUUUAUUGCAUUGUUCAAAAAGUGUGUGCGACGUGUGACGAGAAACCGUUUGUGAAAAACUACGAGCAUUUUUUACCCUACCCUAGCGAACCGUACGUUGAUAUUUCUGUGGAACCCGUAGUUUGUUGUGGUUAUCAGCAAUAUGUGUUUGAAAAAAAUAAUGAGGAUAUAGUAGAGGAAUUAGUAGAUUUUAUGAUGCAACAACCCAAGGAUAGUGUAUGGGUGGCGCACAAUGGGGGUCGUUUUGAUAGUAUUUUUUUAUUGCGUGAAUUGUUGGUUCAGCGUAAGAUAGUUCCCGAGGUUGUUAUGAGCGGUAGUAAGAUCAUGUCUAUGGAAUGGGAAGAACGUAAUUUAAAAAUAAUUGAUAGUUAUCUGUUUCUUGCCAUGAGAUUAAGUAAAUUUCCAGAGGCGUUGGGGAUUAAGGAUGUGGCAAAGGGUUUUCACCCCUAUCUUUUCACCAAUUUAAACUAUGUGGGUCCCAUGAUAGGUUUGGAAUAUUUUGAACCGCCUCCCGAGGGUAGUGAGGAACGAGCCAUUUUUGAUAAAUGGUAUGAAGAGCAGAAGAGUAAGACGUAUAUUUUUCGCGAGGCAAUUUAUUAUUAUUGUCGUCUAGAUGUUGACAUUCUUAGACAGGGUUGUAUUAUAUUUGCAAGAUUGAUCUAUAAGAUUACAGGUAUAUUACCCUUUUAUGAUCGUACAUGUAAUACUGUAGCGGGUUUGGCACUUAAGAUAUACCGUAGGAAUUUUUUACAAGAAGAACAAAUCAGACAGAUGCCUGCAUGCGGUUAUGGGGGGAAGAAUAUUAAUCAAAGUGCUAUAGCCCUGUGUUGGUUACGUGAAAUUGAAGGGGAAUUGGGUGAAAACAAUAGGCAGCUUGCUAGUAAACUUGCCGUAGGUGGGGAAGUUCAAAUUAUGGGGCGUUACGUUGACGGUUAUUGUGAUAAAACGAAAACAAUCUAUCAAUUUUACGGAUGUUUUUACCACGGUUGUGAAAGAUGUUAUAACAGCGAUGCAUACAACAAUGUUGUUUGCGAGAAAUUUUUUGUUUUACAAGCUAGCACUCAACGGGUAACAAGGUAUUUUCGACAGGCCGGUUAUAGGGUAAUUGAAAAAUGGGAGUGUGAUUAUCGCAAUGAAAGCGGUAUAACACAACAUCAUUUGAAACAAUUACGCUUAGAUUCUUUCUUUGUACAUCUGCAUUUGGAACCACGCGAUGCUCUUUUUGGUGGUCGUACAUCCCCCGCCGUGCUUUAUUAUGAUAGUAGAAUUAGAAAAUUACCUGCCGUGUAUUAUGACGUAUGUUCUCUUUACCCGUAUGUGCAAAAAAUAUAUGAAUAUCCGACACAACAUCCAACGGUUUUACGUGGUGAUGCAUGUAAGGAUGUUGACUUAAAUUCCGUAUUUGGUUUGGUUAAAUGCAAAAUAUUACCGCCAACAAAUUUACUAUUUCCGGUUUUACCCUUUUGUUCGGAAAAAUUAACAUUUCCCUUGUGCUGUACAUGUGUUUUAAAACAACAGAGAACAUGUAACCAUAACGACGAAGAACGUGUGCUAUAUGGCACGUGGACAAGUGUGGAGGUUCAAAAAGCCCUUGAAUUAGGUUACCGGAUCCUUACGGUUUAUGAGAUUUACCAUUUUGAAAAACGUGAGAAAAUAUUCGAUCAAUAUGUUAACACCUUUAUGAAACUUAAGCAGGAAAGCGGCGGUAUUCCUACAAAUUGUUUAAACGAAGACGGUACGGUAAUCAAAACAAAAAUGCAGGAGUAUAUUAACGACUAUCUGAAACAUGAAGGUGUGCUUUUGGAAGGGGGAAAAAUCGAGUAUAAUCCCGGGCAAAGAAUGGUAAUGAAGGCCCUUUUAAAUUCGCUAUGGGGUAAAUUAGCUCAAAAUGAGAACACUACCGUGGUUUCGUUUUUGGACAGUAUGGAUGAGCUGUUAGAUUUGGUAAAUGACCACAGCGUGGAAGUAACAUCGUUAGAUUUUAUUAGUGAUGAUAUUGCUCAAACAACACAUAGAAAAGGGAGUAGUUUAACACCUUUACCCAACCGUAAUGUAAUUAUUGCGUCGUUUGUAACAGCAUACACAUGUUUAGAGUUAUUUAAAUAUUUGCAUAAAUUAGGGGAAAAUGUUUUAUAUUACGAUACCGAUUCUGUAAUUUUUAUCGAGGAUCGAGCAAACGGUAAAUGUGUUGAAGCCGGCGGUUAUUUGGGUGAAAUGACGCAUGAAUUACUUGAAAAGAACACUAGUAAGAAAUGGAUAGAACAAUUUUGUUCGGCAGGCCCAAAAUCAUAUUCUUAUCGUACCAAUGAAUAUACACGUUAUUUAAAAGACGGAACUGAAAAAAUGCAGAGGGAUGAGGUAGUGCACGUGAAGGGUUUUUCUCUGAAAGGGGAUGCGAAAGAAUUGUUAACAUUCAACAGCAUUAACGAAUAUGUAAGGGAUCAUAAAAAAGAAAUCGAGAUAACAUAUCGUGAAUUUGUGCGUGAACCCAGCCAGAGUAUUGCGGUGAAAAAAAAUGUCAAAAAAUUUUAA